This is a messenger RNA of Marmota monax (woodchuck), 318 nucleotides long. RefSeq names its product cytochrome c, testis-specific. The coding region runs from base 1 to 318 and encodes 105 amino acids. The transcript has 2 exons. Lineage: Eukaryota; Metazoa; Chordata; Mammalia; Rodentia; Sciuridae. The record is from RefSeq and is a predicted model, not a curated record. Gene Ontology annotation, biological process: mitochondrial electron transport, cytochrome c to oxygen; mitochondrial electron transport, ubiquinol to cytochrome c. Gene Ontology annotation, molecular function: heme binding; electron transfer activity. Gene Ontology annotation, cellular component: mitochondrial intermembrane space.
AUGGGAGAUGCUGAAGCAGGCAAGAAGAUCUUUACUCAGAAAUGCGCUCAGUGCCACACAGUGGAAAAAGGUGGAAAACACAAGACAGGUCCAAAUCUCUGGGGUCUCUUUGUCCGAAAAACAGGACAAGCACCAGGAUUUUUGUAUACUGAUGCAAACAAAAACAAAGGUGUUGUCUGGGGAGAAGACACUUUGAGGGAAUAUUUGGAGAACCCAAAGAAAUAUAUCCCUGGAACUAAAAUGGUCUUUGCUGGUCUUAAAAAGAAGAGUGAGAGAGAAGAUCUUAUUCAAUAUUUGAAACAGGCAACAUCUUCCUGA